Molecule: messenger RNA, 2913 nt
Organism: Corticium candelabrum
Lineage: Eukaryota; Metazoa; Porifera; Homoscleromorpha; Homosclerophorida; Plakinidae
Product: cholesterol 24-hydroxylase-like
Exons: 2
Coding region: 1-2667 (888 amino acids)
Biological process (GO): biosynthetic process; cholesterol catabolic process
Molecular function (GO): heme binding; methionyl-tRNA formyltransferase activity; iron ion binding
Source: RefSeq, a predicted model, not a curated record
AUGGUGUUUGUGCGGUGUUUUCGCGCGAAUUCGUUUGCAUAUCGGAUUUACAACUAUCGACAUUACUCUGUCGUUUUCUUCGGAAGUGACGAUUUCUCGACGAACAUUUUGCAGCAUUUGGUCACGUGCUCGUCGGUCUCCUGCAACAAAUCGCCGCCAUUGGUCGUCAGUUCUAAUCCGGGGACUCGCAAACACGGAAAAAAUCUACCCUCAGUAUUGCAACAGUUUGCACAAGCAAAGGGAUUGUCUGUAUUGAAAUGGCAGGGAAAUUCUCAUCUGAUUGCUGCCAUUAGAGGUCGCCAUUUUGAUGUGGGCGUGGUCGCAUCGUUUGGGCGUCGAUUGUCUCUUGAGUUGAUUGACUGUUUUGCAAGAGGAGUGAUCAAUGUUCAUCCCUCGUUGUUGCCUCGAUGGCGAGGAGGAGCACCGAUACAACAUACCAUCUUGUCACGUGACCAACAUACAGGCGUGACUGUUAUGCAACUUGAGACAGAGAAGUAUGACGAAGGUCGAAUACUUACACAGAAAACGUUCGACGUGCACGAAAACGUGACAUUUCGUUUACUGAGCGAGCGACUGGCGACGAUGGGUGGCGAGAUGUUGGUCGACGUUUUAGGUGAUUUGGAUCGGUAUCAGUCACAGGCGUAUCACCAGGACAACAGUAAAUCAACGCAUGCGCAUAAAAUCCCACAACACUGGCAAGAAAUCGAUUUUUUAAAUUCGUUUGACGUUGACUGCAAAUUCAGAGCAUUGGGUGAUCAGUUCGGCGGCCUUGUGUGCAACACGCGUGAUGGUAAUAGAGUCCGUUUCAUCAGCUUGGAAUCAAUUUCCGACGAGUGCCUUCCUCGACUGUUGAUUGAGCAUCUGAGGAAUGGAUCACUUGAUGUGACGGUCGGUAUUGGAUUUAUUCAUCGGAGUUGGCACGGUGUUUAUGUGAAAUGUUGUGAGGGCUGGCUGGUGGUCACCGAACUGAAGAUGGAAUACAAGGACGUGACUAAGGCAAGGGACUUUGCGAAUGCAUACAUGAGGAAAUCGAGCGUGAAUGGUUUGAAAAUGAUUGAAUUUGUACAGAUUUCUUGGCCUAGACCGCGUCAGCCUGCAGUGUGUAGUUUGGUUCUGCAUUGCAGUGCAAGAGCGUUGUCGAGCACUAUGGUUGUCUUCACAAUUAUUGCAGUGAUUACCGCUGUACUCGUUGCUACUGUGGGUGUACUGGCUCUUCUCCUCUCCAACACCAGACGUUCCUACUGGCACAUUCCCCAUCCUCCUCUAGACAACUUCUGGUUGGGCCACGCGUCCACCUUUGAUAGCAAACUGAAAGCUGGGAUUGCGCUUGAUGAGGUUGCGAUGGAAUAUUCGAAGAAGUACGGUGAAGUCGUCGUCCUCUUCUUACUGCACAUGCCGUACGUAAUGGUAAACCUAGAUGAUUCGAAUGCAAUGCGACAACUAGCGAAGAACACGACUCUUGUGAAACCUGACUCCUUUACUUCGCUUCAGUCUCUACACGGCCACAGAUUCUAUGGGAAAUUCAUAGAAGGUGAGACUGAUUUGAAUGUUUGGUUGAAACGCCAGAAAGCGUUUGCGCCGUUCUACAGUAAGAAGAACACGCGUGAGUUGGUUGUGGUAUUUAACAAGUUGAUAGACAAGUACAUAGAGCACAUCGACAAAGAGAGCGAGAAAGGAGAAAUGGUGAGCAUGAAAGCCAUGACGCGUGUCAUUAGCUCAGCAAUUGGUGGUAGCGUCACAUUGGGCAUCGAUAUUGAAACAAUAAUGGAAAUGAAGCCUCUAGAUGACAUUUUCGUACAAGCUCUUGAACUUUAUAUAGAAAUGUUGGCUAAUCCACUAACUCAGUAUCUUCCCAUAUACAGAAGCAAAUGGCAACAAGCUAAAGAGAUCUGUGCUUUUCUUCGAGGAGAAUUUGCUAAGCAUGUAGUGAAAAGGAAGAAGGAAACCUCGGAAACAAACAGCAAUGGUUGGAAGGAUUUUCUUAGUCUUGCAGUAACGGCAACAUAUGCAGACAGAGAAUAUGACGUGGAAGAGGUGGUGGACUUGAUGGCAGAGGCUUUUUCUUUAUCUCAUUUCAGUACAGCUGUUACAAUCAGUCACUGUCUACGAGAGAUACUCAGACAUCCCGAAAUUGAGAAGCGGCUUGUAGAGGAAGUGGAUCAAGUACUCAAGGACAAGCCAUACGUAUCCUUUACUGACAUACAGUCUCUCCACUACCUUGCUUGUGUCUUGAAAGAGACCCUUCGACGUCACAGCACACUUCCCUCUUUGUUACGAAAAAACACAUCUGAUCUAACCAUUGCUGGUUAUGCUAUACCUGUUGGUACCAAUGUUCACAUCAGUCUCUUCUGUAUGCAUCUCAAUGAUAAGUUCUGGCCUGAUCCAAUGAAAUUUGAUCCGGAUCGGUUCUAUUCUCUCACUGGUGACCAUGAGCUUUCUUCUAUCCUUACAUUUGGUAGUGGAAUGCGUGCUUGUCUUGGACGCUCAUUUGCAGAACAGAAGAUGAAAAUGAUCAUAGCUCGUCUCUUUCAAACGUUUACGUUUCAGUUGGAGGAGCAACGCAAGGAAUACGACAAGUAUGAAUCAAUGACAAUACUUCUCCCUCUUAGAGAUCCUGUCAAUUGCAAAAUCAAACGAAGAUUGGUAAAGGAGACUGAUUCGUACUAAUGUGUCAUGAGAGAACUGGCUGGUGACUUACUUGUUCUGACUAAAAUUAGAAUUUGUCUAGCAUUUCCUGAGCCCAAGAUAUAAUAUGACAUAGAUAGAUACCAGCUUGUAGUCAGAAUGAUCUGACUUGGUUAGUUCUUAAUAUUUUUGCUCUGUUGGCAAGUGUGUUUACAAACUAGCAUGACCAUUGCAGUAUGGUUCCUCCUACAUGUCUAAGACCAGCAGGGUUUAGUCAUCUGUGCAUGC